Messenger RNA from Fukomys damarensis (Damara mole-rat), 4009 nucleotides. RefSeq names its product zinc finger protein 197 (gene Znf197). The coding region runs from base 584 to 3991 and encodes 1135 amino acids. The record is from RefSeq and is a predicted model, not a curated record. Lineage: Eukaryota; Metazoa; Chordata; Mammalia; Rodentia; Bathyergidae. Gene Ontology annotation, biological process: regulation of transcription by RNA polymerase II. Gene Ontology annotation, molecular function: RNA polymerase II cis-regulatory region sequence-specific DNA binding; DNA-binding transcription factor activity, RNA polymerase II-specific. The transcript is spliced from 7 exons.
CAGUCUGGGCACUUGGUGACUUAGUGAAACUUUGUCUCAAAAAUUUUAAAAAAUAAAAUACAAAGGGGUAGGGAUGUAACUCUUUGCAAAGGCUGAGUUCAGUCCCCAGCAACACACACACACCCAAAGAAAAGUGAUAUUUAGAUGUCAUAUUCUCACAACUCUCUAAGGUAGGAACUGCUGUUAUUCCUGUUUUACAAAUUAAGAAAUGAAGGCUUAGAAGUGGUGAAAUUUGUUGAAUUACGGAAGUAUCCAGGCAGCCCACAUUAGUGGUAAGGUGUGAUGGAAGCGAUCCUCUGAAUAAAGACCAGAGCAUUUCCAUGUUGCUGGUUUUGGCAGUGUCUGUCCUCAGGGCCUUAGGCAGGGUGUUUCUGCCAGCGAAGCAGACUCAGGAGCCCUGAACCCUGGGUUCAGGGAGAUUCUUUUUACUACUAGGAGCUGCCUGGGGAAAGCUUGAUUACUUCUCUGGUUAACUUUAACAAUGAUUUCUUAAGGUCUUAGAGAUGACAGUCUCCACACUCUAAGGAAGAAGUCGAGCAAACAUUAAGGGAGCCCAGAGCGGAAGCUUUCUUAAAAGACAGCAAUGACGAGAGAGACCUGGGCCCACAGUGCUUUGCCACAAGAGGGCCUUGUGAAGGGAAAGGGUGAUACCGGGAAGUGGGGAGCUGGUUACCCCAGCAGCAGCUCCUCCAUGUGGGAGACGUCGCACAUGCAGUUCAGACAGUUGCGGUACCAUGAGACCUCCGGACCCCAGGAGGCCCUGAGCCGGCUCCGGGAGCUCUGUCGCCGGUGGCUGAGGCCAGAGGCACGCACCAAGGCCCAGAUCCUGGAGCUGCUGGUGCUGGAGCAGUUCCUGAGCAUCCUGCCCGGGGAGCUCCAGACCUGGGUGCAGCUCCAUCGGCCUGGGAGUAGCGAGGAGGCUGUGUCCCUGGUAGAGGAGCUGCAGAAGUACCUGGAUGGACCAGCACUAAAGGUUCCGGUCCUUGUCCACAACCAGGACACUGUCCAGGAGGGGUCCAGUGCUCCAGGAGCAGCACUUCCACUUGCACCUCCCAGAGGCCACUUAGCAGCCGAAAUCCACCCGAACCCCCUUCCUGACCCAGUAGUCUUCAGCCUCCAGGAUCCUCUGCAUGAUUCUCCUGCCCCUGAAGCAUCUGCCCUUUCCCAGGAAGAGAAUCCACGAAAUCAAUUAAUGGCACUUAUGCUCCUGACAGCCCAGCCGCAGGAGUUGGUAAUGUUUGAGGAGGUAUCGGUGUGCUUCACCUCAGAGGAGUGGGCCUGUCUGGGCCCAAUCCAGAGGGCCUUAUACUGGGAUGUGAUGCUGGAGAAUUACGGAAAUGUUACCUCUCUAGAAUGGGAGUCAAUGAUGGAGAAUGAGGAGGCAACACCGAAGCUGAGUAUCUCUCCAAGGACCGACUCUCAGAGAGGAACAGCAAAAAGACUUGAAGAAGGCGUUCCCCAGGUUCUUGAGGUUGAAGAAGAGUGCGAGUGGCAAGUUUUGCCAAAUCAGUUGGGAAAUGAAACUGGGGAAAGAAUAGAUACAGUGAAGAAAGUUUCCAUUUGUGAACAAGACAAGAAGAAAAGGGUACCAUCCGAAAAACAGGGCCAGAAGGGGAAGGUGGAUGGAGAAAGCGUGACUUUAGCUCCAGCUAUUUCUGACAGCUUAAUUGGUACUGACGGAAAGAAGUUUUAUAAAUGUGAUACAUGUUGUAAACAUUUUAAUAAAAUCUCCCAUCUUUUAAACCAUCAGAGAAUCCACACUGGUGAAAAACCUUAUAAAUGUAAGGAAUGUGGAAAAGGCUUUAUUCAGUGCUCGAGCCUUAGAAUGCACUUGCGGAACCAUUCUGGGGAGAAACCUUACAAAUGUAAUGAAUGUGGGAAAGCAUUCUCUCAGAGCGCCUAUCUCCUGAACCAUCAGAGGAUCCAUACUGGAGAGAAGCCUUACAAAUGUAAGGAGUGUGGGAAGGGCUUCUAUAGGCACUCAGGUUUGAUUAUACAUCUACGCCGCCACUCAGGGGAGAGACCUUUUAAAUGUAAUGAAUGUGGGAAGGUUUUCUCCCAAAAUGGUUACCUUGUUGACCAUCAAAGGCUCCACAAAGGAGAAGAGCCUUACAAGUGCAACAAGUGCCAGAAAGCUUUCAUUCUGAAGAAGAGCCUCAUUCUACAUCAGAGAAUCCACUCUGGGGAGAAACCUUAUAAAUGUGAUGAAUGUGGAAAAACCUUUGCUCAAACCACCUACCUUGUUGACCAUCAGCGACUCCACAGUGCAGAGAACCCUUACAAAUGUAAAGAGUGUGGUAAAGUCUUCAUUCGAAGUAAAAGCCUCCUUUUGCACCAACGAGUCCACACAGAAAAGAAAACCUUUGGUUGUAAAAAAUGUGGAAAGAUUUUCAGUGCUAAAUCAAACCUCAUUGACCACAAGAGGAUGCACAGUCGAGAGAAGCCCUACAAAUGCACUGAGUGUGGGAAAGCCUUCACACAGAGCGCUUACCUCUUUGACCACCAGAGACUGCACAAUGGAGAGAAACCCUAUGAGUGUAAUGAGUGUGGGAAAAUUUUCAUUCUAAAGAAGAGCCUCAUUUUACAUCAGAGGUUCCACACUGGAGAGAACCUCUAUGAAUGUAAAGACUGCGGCAAGGUCUUUGGUUCUAACAGAAAUCUCAUUGACCAUAAGAGACUCCACAAUGGGGAAAAGCCAUAUGAAUGUCGGGAGUGUGGGAAAACCUUUAUCAUGAGCAAAAGUUUCAUGGUCCAUCAGAAACUACACACCCAGGAGAAAGCAUACAAGUGUGACGAUUGUGGGAAGGCUUUCAGUUACAAUUCAAGCCUUCUUGUACACCGGAGAAUCCACACUGGAGAAAAGCCCUUUGAGUGUAGUGAGUGUGGGCGAGCAUUCAGCUCAAACAGAAACCUCAUUGAACAUAAGAGAAUCCACAGUGGUGAGAAGCCCUAUGAGUGUAAUGAGUGUGGCAAAUGCUUCAUUCUGAAGAAAAGCCUCAUUGGACAUCAGAGGAUUCACACACGGGAAAAAUCUUACAAAUGCAAUGACUGUGGGAAAAUCUUCAGUUACCGCUCCAACCUGAUCGCUCACCAAAGGAUCCACACUGGGGAGAAGCCCUAUGCAUGUAAUGAGUGUGGGAAAGGCUUUACCUACAACAGAAACCUCACUGAACAUCAGAGAAUUCACAGUGGGGAAAAAACGUAUGAAUGCCAUAUAUGUAGAAAAGUUCUUACCUCUAGUCGAAACCUUAUGGUACAUCAAAGAAUCCACACUGGUGAGAAACCUUAUAAAUGUAAUGAAUGUGGAAAAGACUUUAGUCAGAAUAAAAACCUUGUGGUGCAUCAGAGAAUGCACACCGGGGAAAAACCUUAUGAGUGUGAGAAGUGCAGGAAAUCCUUCACUUCUAAGAGAAAUUUGGUCGGCCACCAAAGAAUCCACACAGGGGAGAAACCUUAUGGGUGUAAUGAUUGUAAUAAAGUUUUUAGGCAAAGAAAAAACCUUACUGUACAUCAGAAAGUUCAUACAGAUGAAAAGCCCUGUGAAUGUGUUGAGUCUGGAAAAGAAUUCUCUCAGACUUCGAACCUUCAUCUUCAAAAAAUACAUGUGCAGGAGUUCUCCUGGCUACAGAAUACAAAGUACUACUUCGCGGCUCCCGCCCCGAGUGCGCCCUCCAGGACCGCCCCUGCCUGCCUGCGGACGUCACGCCCGCCUCUCUCCCGGAGCGCUCUAGCUCCCUUACUGGCCCUGGGACCGUGGACAACCACCGAGAAGGGUCUUCCGAGAUUCCUAGAGAGGCCAGCUGGAGGCCGGGAGCCGGAAGCUCAGUCGCGACACUUCCGUUCUGCUCAUUGUUCUCUCGCCGGCUGGAGUGGAUCUAGGUACGACCGCGUCUUCUGCAGAGCCGGCCGGCGUCUUGCACGCAGGCAGGGCCCAUCCUGGGAAGAAACUCAAGAAGAAGCUUUUGAAGUUUACAGGUUCGAUGGGGCUUGACCUCUCCUGGGCAGCCCC